AUGGCAAGACUGCGGAGGAAAGCUUGCAUAGCUCUGUUUCUCUUUUCGCUGUUCAUCUUCGGCACUAUGAUGGGACUGAGGACACUAAAGCCCAGUGACGGGUUCUCGGAUCUGGCCCCGGGCUUGGAGCUACUGCCGAUGAUAGGGGGGAAGAUGGACCGGCGCUCCGUGUCCCGCGACACCACCGUGUCUCAGGGUCAAGCCCAACUGGCUGGCAGCAACACCAAAGCAGUUUUAUCAAACUCUGGUCCUGAGGGGACAAUAUUUUAUGAUGUUCAUAUUUUUUAUUACGUGUGGUACGGGAGCCCACAUAUGGACGGUAAAUACAUCCACUGGGACCACAUCUUGGUUCCACACUGGGACCCUAAAAUCGCAUCCAGCUACCCGAGAGGGAGACACAUGCCGCCUGAAGACAUCGGCGCCAGUUUCUACCCAGAACUUAACCCGUACAGCUCGAGGGACCCGGACGUGUUGGAGUCCCACAUGGAGCAGAUCGGUGCAUCUGCGGCAGGGGUUCUGGUGUUGUCCUGGUAUCCUCCUGGCCUGGCUGACGACAACGGGGAACCUGCUGAGGAUUUGGUACCAGCUGUACUGGAUGCUGCCUAUAGACACAACCUCAAGGUUGCAUUUCACAUCCAACCAUACAGAGGACGAAAUGACCAGAGUGUGCACGACAACAUCAAGUAUAUAAUUGACAGGUAUGGUGACCAUGGAGCCUUCUACAAGUUCACCACCAGCACAGGGAAGAGUCUUCCUCUAUUUUACAUCUACGACGCCUACCUGACCCCUCCAGAGUCCUGGUCUGAAUUUCUGUCUACCACUGGCUCCCACAGUGUGCGCGGCUCAGACUAUGACUCCAUCUUCAUUGCCCUGAUUGUGGAGGAGCGCCACAAGCAUGACAUCCUUGCAGGUGGCUUUGAUGGCAUGUACACUUAUUUUGCAUCCAACGGCUUCUCGUUUGGCUCCUCUCACCAGAACUGGAAGGCCAUCAAGGCCUUCUGCGAUGGCAACAAUCUCAUCUUCAUCCCCAGUGUGGGACCCGGCUACAUUGACACCAGCAUCCGGCCGUGGAACAACCACAACACCCGCAACCGGGUCAAUGGCCGUUACUAUGAGACGGCCCUGCAGGCAGCGCUGAACGUGCGGCCAGAGAUUGUCACCAUAACAUCGUUUAAUGAAUGGCACGAGGGGACGCAGAUAGAGAGGGCGAUGCCUAAAAAAACUGUCACCCGUGUGUACUUGGACUAUCAGCCACAUGGACCUGAUCACUACCUGGAGCUGACCCGGCGCUGGGCAGAGCAGUUCAACAAAGAGAAGGAGCAAUGGCUCAUGUGA
Scomber japonicus (chub mackerel) is the source of this 1335-nucleotide messenger RNA. RefSeq names its product glycoprotein endo-alpha-1,2-mannosidase-like protein. NCBI's taxonomy places the organism in Eukaryota, Metazoa, Chordata, Actinopteri, Scombriformes, Scombridae. The coding region runs from base 1 to 1335 and encodes 444 amino acids. The transcript is spliced from 4 exons. Gene Ontology annotation, molecular function: alpha-mannosidase activity. Gene Ontology annotation, cellular component: Golgi apparatus. The record is from RefSeq and is a predicted model, not a curated record.